AAAACUUUUUUGUAUCGAAGGAAUCAACAGCCGCCAUCUUGUCGUGGCUCGGAAUUAGGAUUUCGGUCCAACACUGGGUUUUACGUAGAAAAACGAGCAUCCUUACCGCGAUAUGACAGCGUCCUUCACCUGAAAACAAAAUCUUAACAUCGCCUCGGAGACAUUUCGUGCGAAAAAACGGGAAUUGGAUCGGUGGUCGUCGGGCAAAAAAGCUCCGUAUAUCUGAUUUCCCCUUCAGAGUGCGGCGAUUCAGCCCCUGACGCCGUUCAGGAGCAGUAUUGUUUACCGUUGGCAAGCGGAGACCAGAUCGUGACUUUCGAGGUGAUUUGCAAAAAUCCAGCAUUUUUAUGCAAUUGCGUAUUUUUGUGGAGCUUCGCGCGAUUUUUGCAUGAAGAAAUUUGACGUCACGCAAAAUGGGUACUUCGAACACCUAGAAAUUACGACCUUUUCCCCUGACUGCAGCAGUCCACCUGAUUUUACUGGAUUGUCAUUUUGAAGUUCGAGUUGUACAUGGGGAAUAUUUUAUUUUGGGUUAUUUAACGAUAAUAAUGUGGGUGUUGGGUGUUGGAUUAUCAUGGGGUGAAUGGCGGUGGCGAAGCGGGGCGCUAUUGCAUCUCUUUUGAAAGACACGGACUCUCACAGUAAGGAGUAGCUAACGCUAACAGUUAACUUAGCUGGUAGCAGGCAAUUAGCUAGCUAUUAGCCAGUUAGCUAACGUUAGCGGGCUGCCAGUUUGCUAAUGUGUUAACUGGCAAGGUUCGGGUUGAUAAAAACAACUUCCCUGCCAUAAUCAUCAUAAUCAACUUUUGAGCAAUCAGCCGGACAAGAGAACAACUAGCUAUGGCUGAUAACCUGCUGGACGUCGGACCUCCCAACUCUAAGCGGCCGAAGCUGAAUUCACCUGCCCUGUCAGCGUCUGAAGAGCUGGGGUCACUAUCCUGGGAUGAUCUGGAGAACGACCUUCCAGAUGAGUUGAUCCCUAAUGGAGAUCUGAGUCUGAUGGGUGGGAUGCCUUCAAACGUUGGUGCAGCACCAGGAGCUGGUGGGCCAGGUGGCACCCCUGUUGUACCGGAUGCAGCCGCUAAGCACAAGCAGCUCUCAGAGCUCCUUCGAGCAGGUAGCACCUCCAGUGUCACAGGUUCAGGGCUGAACUCAGCUAGCCCUCAGCCAGGUGGUAUUGGGCCUCAGCUGGGCACACCACUCAGAAAGAGCCCCCUUGGCCAGGGUUCCCCCAACAACCACCCAUCCCCCCAGGCCCAAAAAGCAGGAACACCAACUGGAGUAGCAGGACAGAACAACAACAAUAAUACUGCAACAGCAGGCUUCAACCAGGCUAUGAUUAACAAUAGCCAGGGCCAUGCUGGGCUCCUGGCCCAGGGAGGGCAGUCCCAACCUGGGCAUGUGAUGAAUGGUGGUCUCGUACCUGAAGCUGGGAGAGGACGAGGAGCAGGGGUGGCGGGCCUGCAGUACCAGGGACAGACAAUGCAGGGUGCUGCUCCAGGACCAGGAGGAGCAGGGAGUGCGUUGGCGGAAACAUUCACCCAGGGAGGGCAGCAGAUGGGGGCUCACACCACCCUCGGUGCAGCCCAGCAGGCAGGAAACAUGAACAAGAUGGGCCUGGGCAGUAAUGGGGCUCCUUUUGGGGCCCAGCCCUACGGUCAGGGUGCCAUGGGGCCCAGCCAGCAGCUAAACCCUCAGCAGCAGCUCCAGAACAAGGCUUCUCUUGCCAACAGCCUGUCACCCUUCCCCAAUGAGCUCAAAGGGGCCACUGUCACUAGCGUGCCAAACAUGCAGCCUCAGCAGCAGGCGGCAAUGCUCCAACUGGCCGGCGGUGGAGGUGUGGCUGUGCCUUCGGCAGGCCCCACAGCCGACCCAGAGAAGCGCAAGCUGAUCCAGCAGCAGCUGGUCUUGCUGCUUCACGCACACAAGUGCCAGCGACGGGAGCAGGCCAACGGCGAGGUGAGGGCCUGCGCCCUGCCUCACUGCCGCACCAUGAAGAACGUCCUCAACCACAUGACCCACUGCCAGGCUGGCAAGUCCUGCCAGGUGGCUCACUGUGCGUCGUCCAGGCAGAUCAUCUCCCACUGGAAAAAUUGCACACGACACGACUGUCCUGUCUGCCUUCCGCUGAAGAACGCCAGUGACAAGCGCACCCAGCAGCCAAUGCUGAGCUCCCCCAAUACGGGCCUCCAGAAUCCUAUGUCCUCAGUUGGUGUGGGUCAGCCCAGUGCUCCCACCAUCAAUACCUCAGCCCCCAUAGACCCCAGCUCCAUGCAGCGAGCCUACGAGGCACUUGGGCUGCCCUACAGCAGCCAGACCACUAGGCAGGCCCGGGGGGCCCCAGGACAGACUGCAGGUGCACAGAACGCCCAGCAACAACAGCUUCCGCAGCAGAUGAGACCCAUCAAUGCACUUGAACGCCAGAUGGUUCUUGGAGGUGCGACACUGGGCGUGAUUACUUCAGAACAGACAAACCUGCACACGGACUCCCUACCCAACGCACUCAACACUAACAAUCAGCUGCUGUCAGACGGGUCCACUGUGGGCUCAAUGGGCAACCUACCAACAGCAGCACCCAUCUCUGCCACAGGCACCAGGAAAGCGUGGCACGAGCAUGUCACUCAAGACCUGCGCAAUCACCUCGUACACAAACUAGUACAAGCCAUAUUCCCUACCCCUGACCCGGCAGCUUUGAAGGACAGACGAAUGGAGAACCUGGUGGCCUACGCCAGAAAGGUGGAGGGGGACAUGUACGAGUCAGCUAACAGCCGGGUAGGUUUCCUGAAACGGGCCUCAACGAGGAAUUACUCACCUUUUCCAGGCCACAUGUAUAUGUGUAUCAUGAUGGGUAUGUCUCCCUCCAGGAUGCCCCAGGCCCAGGGCAUGAUGGCCGGACAUGGUGGUGGUAACAUGGUAGGCCAGACGGCCAGCCAGGGACAGUUUCUGCCUCAGACCCAGUUUCCUCCAGGAUCAACUGCUGGUGCUGCAACGGGUGCCAUGAAUGUCACUGGCAUGGGCCAGCCCCCUGCCCAGGCUGCCGUCACCCAGCAGCAGCAGCAGAGCGCUAACCUCCCCAUCAAUGCACUUGGCCCCUCGCUGGGCCCUCAGCUAGCCUCCUCCCAAACCCCCUUGCACACCACGCCUCCGCCUGCUGCCUCCUCCGCCUCCACGGCUGGGGGGGCCACUAACCUGCCGCAUCCCCAGCCCUCCAGCCGCAGCUCCACCCCCACCCUCCCUGGCCCUGUCCCUGCCCGGGGUGCCACCCCACCCCGCCCCACCCAGCCCCAAUCCCAGGCGGAGCUCCCUGCAGCAGCACAGACGCAGCCCCCGCCGCAGCCCCUGCCUCAGCCCCCUACCACGCCGCUGUCUCAACCAGGGGCGAGUCUGGAUAACCGGGUGCCCACGCCGGCCUCAGCUGCCAGCGCUGACUUGCACUCGCAGCAUAUCGGAGCAGACCUGCCUGUCCAGGAGGUCAAAGCAGAGGCACACCAUGACCAACAAGAGUUUGAGGCUGCUGGCGGCAAAACUGAGCCCAAGAUGGAGACUGAGAAAGACUUUGCUUCAGCGGUGGUGGUGAAGAAGGAGGAGCCAGAGGAAAAGCCGGAGCCAAUGGAGGUGGAGGAGAAAAAGCCAGAAAUGAAGGCAGAACCAAAAGAAGAGGAAGAGGGUGGAGCCAACGGCACAACCUCCUCAUCCCCCUCUCAGUCACGGAGGAAAAUCUUUAAGCCCGAGGAGUUGCGCCAGGCUCUGAUGCCGACUUUGGAGUCUCUCUACAGGCAGGACCCCGAGUCGCUGCCCUUCAGACAACCAGUAGACCCUAUGCUUCUGGGUAUCCCUGACUACUUUGACAUUGUUAAGAACCCAAUAGACCUGUCCACAAUAAAGCGCAAGCUUGACACGGGCCAAUACCAAGAGCCCUGGCAAUACGUUGACGAUGUCUGGCUGAUGUUCAACAACGCCUGGCUCUACAACCGCAAGACAUCCCGUGUCUACAAGUACUGCUCCAAGCUGGCCGAGGUUUUUGAGUCGGAGAUUGACCCUGUCAUGCAGGGCCUGGGAUACUGCUGCGGCAGGAAGUACGAGUUUUCCCCUCAAACCCUCUGUUGCUAUGGAAAGCAGCUCUGCACCAUACCUACUGGAGGCACAUAUUACAGUUACCAGAACAGGUACCAUUUCUGUGAGAAGUGCUUCAACGAGAUCCAGGGGGAGAGUGUGACGUUAGGAGAUGAUCCUGCACAGCCACAGACGAUGAUUUCAAAAGACCAGUUCGAACGGAAGAAGAACGAUGUACUUGACCCUGAACCGUUUGUUGAAUGUAAAGAUUGUGGAAGGAAGAUGCACCAGAUAUGCGUCUUACACUACGAGGUCAUUUGGCCAUCUGGAUUCAUCUGUGACAAUUGUUUAAAGAAGAGUGCAAAAACACGGAAGGAAAACAAGUUCUCUGCAAAACGGCUGCAAUCGACACGAUUGGGAAUGUACAUAGAGGACCGUGUGAAUAAAUACUUGAAGAGACAGAACCACCCAGAGGCCGGAGAGGUGUUUGUGCGAGUGGUGGCAAGCUCCGACAAAACGGUGGAAGUUAAACCAGGCAUGAAAGCCAGGUUUGUGGACACGGGUGAAAUGCCCGAGACCUUUCCCUACAGAACCAAAGCACUUUUUGCCUUUGAGGAGAUUGAUGGCGUGGACGUGUGCUUCUUUGGCAUGCACGUGCAGGAGUACGGCUCUGAGUGCGCAUUCCCCAACACUAGACGGGUCUACAUAUCAUACCUUGACAGUAUUCACUUCUUCAGACCUCGGAUUCUACGAACCGCAGUGUACCACGAGAUCCUCAUCGGCUAUCUAGAAUAUGUCAAGAAACUUGGGUAUACCCAGGGCCACAUCUGGGCAUGUCCGCCGAGUGAAGGAGACGACUACAUCUUCCACUGCCAUCCUCCUGACCAGAAGAUCCCCAAGCCUAAGAGGCUGCAGGAGUGGUACAGAAAGAUGCUGGACAAGGCCUUUGCCGAGAGGAUUCUGCAUGACUACAAGGACAUCUGCAAACAGGCGACCGAGGACCGUCUGACCAGCGCUAAUGAGCUGCCGUACUUUGAAGGCGACUUCUGGCCCAACGUGCUGGAGGAGAGCAUCAAGGAGCUGGAGCAGGAGGAGGAGGAGAGGAAGAAGGAGGAGAACACCGCUGCCUCUGAAACUCCCGAGGGUACACCAGGUGACAGCAAAAACGCUAAGAAGAAGAACAACAAGAAGACCAGUAAAAACAAGAGCAGCGUGAGCCGAGCCAAUAAGAAGAAGCCUGGGAUGCCGAAUGUAGCCAAUGAUCUGUCCCAGAAGCUAUACGCCACCAUGGAGAAGCACAAAGAGGUGUUCUUUGUGAUCCACCUCCACUCCGGUCCCAUGGCCAACACCCUGCCGCCCAUCGUUGACCCUGACCCCAUGCUCUCCUGUGACCUGAUGGAUGGCCGCGAUGCCUUCCUGACUCUGGCCAGGGACAAACACUGGGAGUUCAGCUCCCUCAGGAGGUGCAAGUGGAGCACCAUGUGCAUGCUGGUUGAGCUGCACAACCAGGGACAGGACCGCUUUGUCUACACUUGCAAUGAGUGCAAACACCAUGUGGAGACACGCUGGCACUGUACUGUGUGCGAGGACUUUGAUCUGUGCAUUAAUUGCUAUAACGUGAAGGGCCACGAGCACCAGAUGGUGAAAUGGGGCCUUGGCCUUGACGACGACAGCAACGGCCAGAGUGGAGAGGCCUCCAAGAGCCCACAGGAGAGCCGGCGCUUAAGUAUCCAACGCUGCAUCCAGUCCCUGGUCCACGCUUGUCAGUGUCGCAAUGCCAACUGCUCUCUGCCGUCCUGCCAGAAGAUGAAGCGAGUGGUGCAGCACACCAAGGGCUGCAAGCGCAAAACCAACGGGGGCUGCCCUGUAUGCAAGCAACUUAUCGCUUUGUGCUGUUACCACGCAAAGCACUGUCAGGAGAACAAGUGUCCUGUCCCGUUCUGCCUGAACAUCAAGCACAAGCUUCGCCAGCAGCAGCUGCAGCACAGGCUCCAGCAGGCCCAGCUGAUGAGGAGAAGAAUGGCCACCAUGCAAGGCAGAACCAUGCCGCUACCGUCCCCACCGCCCUCAGCUGCUCCCAGCACUCCCACUUCUCAUGCCCAGCCGAACACUCCUCAGACGCCCCAGCUGCCGCUCUCCAACCAGCCGCAGACCCCCAACUCAGCAGGCGUCAUGUCCCCCUCUUUUCCCAACGCACCUCGCAAUGGCCAGCCUCAAACACCAGUGUCCCAGGGCAAGCCCGGGCCCCAGGCUUCCCCCCUACACCAGCAGCAGUCGCCUCUCCCCCAGCCGCCCCAGCCACCUCAGCAGCUACAGCAGCAGCCUCCCCUUGCUGCAGUCAAGAUGGCACGCCACAUCGAGAUGAUGGCACAGGCCCAGCAGAACCAGCAGAACUACCGGGUCAACAUGAACGGCUUACCCAUGAACCCCCAGCAGCCACAGCAGCGUAUGACCGGACCAAUGCAGCCACCCAUGCAGAUGGUGCCAGGGCCCCGGGGACCACAGGUCAUGCAACCGGGCAUGCCCCAAGGUCAGUGGUCUGGAGCUGCAGGGCCGAUGCUGGCAGCUCAGACUCAACAACCAGGCCUUGUCCCAGGCCAGACCCCACAGCAGGCCAUGACCAUGCAGCGAGCCAUGAUGGCCCCAGGGCAGCAACCUCAGCAGGGCCAGAGGCUGCUGAUUCCACAGCAGCCUGGUGCCCGGCCACAAACACCCCAGAGACCUGGGGCUAUUGCACCCAACGCCCUGCAGGACCUCCUCCGCACCCUCAAAUCUCCCAGCUCGCCCCAGCAGCAGCAGCAAGUCCUCAACAUCCUCAAAUCAAACCCUCAGUUAAUGGCCGCUUUCAUCAAACAGCGAACAGCCAAGUACCAUGCCAACCAGCCGCAGCAAGCAGGUCAGCAACCGCAACCCGGCAUGCCAACAAUGCAGGCCAUGUCCAUGCCAGGGGGCGCGGUGCAGAGGCCGGGGAUGCCCCCACAGCAGCCUCAGCAGCCGCCUGUGCAGGGCAUGGCUGCAUUGGGGGCUCAAGGGCAGCUGAUAAACGCAGCACACAACACCAACCCCCAGAUCCAGGAGCUCUACCGUCGGCAGCUCUUAAGACAGCAGCAGCAGCAGCAGCAACAACAACAACAACAACAGCAACAGCAGCAGCAGCAGCAGCAACAGGGGGUGAUGCCUCAGGGCCAUCCUGGCCAGUUCCCUGCUCAGACGCAGGGUACAGCAGCAACGUACUCCCAGCUUCGCAUGCAGCAGCAGCAGCAGCAGAUAGCCAUGCAGGCAGGUUCAGGAGCCACUGGAGGACCCAUGGGCCAGCUCCCACCCAUGGCUCAGAUGGCCCAGCCCGGCAUGGGGAUGGACUCCACCAAGAACUUGCUGCAUCAACGAAUGCUCCAACAGCAGCAGCAACUUCCCCAGCAGCAGCAGGCCGUCCUCAAGCAGCAGAUGGGCUCUCCUGCCCAGCCCAGCCCCAUGAGCCCCCAGGCCCACCUGCUGGCCGGCCAGCCCCAGGGUGGAGCCCACCUCCCCGGCCAGCCCACACUAGCAAAUGCCCUCAGCAACCAGGUCCGCUCCCCAGCGCCAGUCCAGUCCCCCUGUAUGCCCUCGCAACAGCAGCCCCAGCAGCAGCGACCACAUUCCAGUCCCUCGCCGCAGGUCCAGAACCAGCCCCAGCCCUCGCCGCAGCACCCACACCCACCCCACUCGGGUUCCCCCCACCCGGGACUCGGGGGCCCGCUGUCAGGGUCCAUGGAGCAGGGACAUUUGGGGACACCAGAACAAAGCGCCAUGCUCCCGCAGCUUAACACGCCCAACAGAGGGGGGCUGAACAGUGACUUGGGGAUGGUGGGAGAUGCUACAGGGGACACUCUGGAGAAGUUUGUGGAAGGAUUGUAGCAUUUCUGCUUGGAACUAAAGAACACAAUCUGUCUCCCAGAGACCCAUCCUCCCACCUCUCUUCCUCCUAGUUUCCCCUCGGAGUCUUUAUCCCAUUAGAGGACUUUGUUUUGUUUUUUUGUACUGACAUGUAAAAAGUUUCAACUGUUGUAAAAAGAAAAAAAGAAACUGGUUGAAAAAACAAAAAUAAAAAAGUCAACACUUAUAGGGAAUGUAAUUGUUUCCUAAAAGUUGAUUCGUAAAUGAAAUUUAAAUCACAAAGAAUAUAUUUUUUGGUUGAGACCAAAUGUGUUCAAUACUCAAUUUAUUUUUGGUUUGUUUUUGGAAUGGGUUCAUGCCUUUUUCGUUCCUUUUUUUUUCUCAAAGAAAAUGUACAAUUGCAUUAUAUUAUUCAUAUCUUUUUAUUUUGUACCUUUGGAAAAGAAACUUAAAGCAUUUUGUGUUGAAACUGUAAAAUAAUUUGUGUGGGAAUUGGGCCAGGUUUUCGUUCUCUUCUCAAGCUGUCAUUCCUGGCUGUCAUUGUAAUCUAGUGUUGUACUGGUUGUACUAUUACUCCAAGACGAUGCGUUCAGGGACUGUUCCCCUCCUCUUUGUGUGUAUGAAGAGCACUCAGUUGUAUUGAAAAUAGGAAAUGGACUGCGGCAGUUGUGUAUACACAGGCAUGUAUACAGAAACACAUGAAGACACUGACACAAACCCUCACAGUCACUAAAGUAAUUACAGCUCCGACUGGUUUCACAAACACAGACACCAAGGACCGCAACCUACAUCUCUGUGGCCUGGAAUUUGGAAAAUCCGUCUUGCGGGUGUAGAACAUUGUUGCUUUGACAUUAAAAAGAAUUUGUCAUACAUUUUUUGUCAUACAAAUGUUGUAAAGUGUAAAGAGUGUGAAAAAGAGACCAGCCCCCUAAGCUGAGGUGGAAUGAUCACCGGUUGUUUGUAGGCCACAUCUCUGAUGGCGCCCCAUCCUCUACAUUUUACACUAAGCUGUGUGCUAUCUAGGGAUGAAGGGCACAUUUGAGAUUCACCCUGAGGGAAAACUAAAGGUUAUCAACCCUCAUUCCUCUGUCACAAAAACUUGAAUUGGGGGGGGGGGGGAUUUACUUUUUCUCCUAUUGUAAAUCAAGUUAUUAAGCAAAAUACUAUAAAUAUAAGGAAGAGAGAAUGACAUCACUGUAUAAACUGGUUAAAAGACUCAUUUCUUACUUAUAUACCAUAUUGUUAAAUAAACUGUGCAGCAGAAGAACUCCAGUACUCUGUUGACUAAAUAAUGA
Perca fluviatilis (European perch) is the source of this 9221-nucleotide messenger RNA. It is a transcript of the gene crebbpa, whose product is annotated as CREB binding protein a. Gene Ontology annotation, cellular component: nucleus; histone acetyltransferase complex; transcription regulator complex. The record is from RefSeq and is a predicted model, not a curated record. Bases 841 to 7947 code for a protein of 2368 amino acids. The transcript is spliced from 29 exons. Gene Ontology annotation, biological process: positive regulation of transcription by RNA polymerase II. NCBI's taxonomy places the organism in Eukaryota, Metazoa, Chordata, Actinopteri, Perciformes, Percidae. Gene Ontology annotation, molecular function: chromatin DNA binding; transcription coactivator activity; histone acetyltransferase activity.